Molecule: messenger RNA, 764 nt
Organism: Umbelopsis ramanniana AG
Lineage: Eukaryota; Fungi; Mucoromycota; Umbelopsidomycetes; Umbelopsidales; Umbelopsidaceae
Exons: 5
Coding region: 181-690 (169 amino acids)
Cellular component (GO): mitochondrion
Molecular function (GO): nucleic acid binding; 3'-5'-RNA exonuclease activity
Source: RefSeq, a predicted model, not a curated record
AAAUACGAAGCACAUAGUUACCAUAUGCUGCGCUUUGCCAAAUCAUUAUUGAAUUCCACAACACGCAUGAUUGACAAACCACUUAUAUGGAUCGACUGCGAGGCAAGUCGUCGUGGGCUUUUGACUGACAUAUAGAUAGGAUGUACAGAAAGGACUCAUCUCCGUGAUUUGCGUAACCAGAUGACGGGUCUGGAUCUUGCCAAGGAUCACUUGAUCGAGAUCGCUGUCCUGAUCACCAAUGGUAACCUCGAUAUUGUCGCCAAAGGUCCAGAGUUAGUGAUUCACCAACCAAAAAGCGUGAUGGAUAAUAUGAAUGACUGGUGUGUUGAGCAUCAUGGUGCUUCAGGGCUAACGCAACAGGUACUGGAAUCCACGAUCAGCGUGCAGGAGGCCGAAGCACAAGUGCUAGACUUCAUAGUGAAACAUGUCCCUCAGCCUGGUGUUGCUCAGUUAGCCGGGAACUCGGUUCAUGCAGACAAACGAUUCCUUGAAAAAGAGAUGCCCAAAGUAGUAGAGCAUCUCCACUAUCGUAUUGUGGAUGUCAGCACAGUGAAAGAGCUGGCCCGGAGGUGGUACCCAGAUACGUACAAUGCCUUGGUCAAAAAAGGUGCUCAUCGAGCCAUGGGCGAUAUUAUAGAAAGUAUUGAGGAGCUCCAAUUUUACCGCCAGACGAUAUUUAAAGAAGAGUAAAAACGUGGCGAUGCAUGGAUUGGCGGAUGCAGAAGCAGUAUAUAUAUUUGCCCCCCAAAGAAAUUAUGGUAAAU